Messenger RNA from Mesorhabditis belari, 1662 nucleotides. Lineage: Eukaryota; Metazoa; Nematoda; Chromadorea; Rhabditida; Rhabditidae. The record is from the annotation of a GenBank genome assembly.
AUGGAUCCACAAAUGCACGAGCGUCGAAAACGGCGACAAACACUCGCCGAGUUGGGAUCUUCGAUGCGCCUUCUCUACGACGAGACAGCGUUUGGUGAUCGGAAAGGGUCGUGGAUGGACCCGGAGCAGCGGGUGAUCCUGAAUGUUGGUGGGAUUCGACACGAGACAUACACACAUGUGCUCAAGAAAAUCCCGGCCACACGGUUGAGUCGAUUAACGCCAAAUUUGGCUAAUUACGACUCGGUGUUGAAUGAAUAUUUUUUCGAUCGACAUCCUGGAGUUUUCGCAAUGAUUUUAAACUAUUACAGAACCGGCAAACUUCAUUACCCGACAAACGUUUGUGGUCCACUUUUCGAGGAAGAACUUGAGUUUUGGGGUCUUGACGCGAAUCAGGUGGAACCGUGCUGUUGGAUGACGUACACGCAACAUCGAGACACUCAAGAUACUCUGGCUGUGAUUGAGUCUUUGGAUUUGGAUCGCGAUCCUCCCACCGAAGAAGAGGUGGCGAAGAAAUUCGGUUGGGAAGACGAUUACUACUCACAUUCGUUGAAUUGGUGGCAACGAACAAAACCUCGUCUGUGGGCACUUUUCGACGAUCCAAACUCGUCAAAAUUGGCACAGAUUCGUUCCUACCUCUCGGUGAUCGUCGUUUUGGUGAGCAUUCUAUCAUUUAUGGCGAAGACGCAUCCCUACUUUCGAAUACCACAAAUAACCGUGAUUUACGAGACGGGCGUCAUUCUGGAGAAUCGUCGAGCGGCGAUCGGUGCGAUCAAAGAUUUCACACAACCUUGGUCUCAUUUCUUCUACAUUGACGCGAUUUGCAAUGUCUGGUUCACUUUUGAGCUGAUAGCCCGUCUAUUUUUCUGCCCAAACAUAUCGAAAUUUCUGCGCUCACCGCUGACGAUCAUUGACAUUAUUUGUACAGUGGCUUACUAUAUCGACUUGUUACUGCACGCUAUAUUGUUGCAAGCAGGCUCAAUCGUGACUCUCGAUUUCUUGUCGAUGAUCUGCGUGAUGCGCCUUUUCAAGCUCACACAACACUUUUCCGGGUUGAAGAUUUUAAUACAAACUUUUAAGGCAUCCGCUGAAGAAUUGGGUCUCUUAGUCUUUUUCGUUUUGUUAGCCAUUGUGAUAUUCGCGGCAUUGGUUUAUUAUGCGGAGAGGAGUCAACUCAAUCCUGAUAAUCAGUUCACAUCGAUACCGACUGGGUUGUGGUGGAGUCUCAUCACCGUUUCCACCGUCGGCUUUGGUGACAUGGUCCCAAAAACGUGGCUGGGAAUGGUGGUCGGAUCGGUUUGCGCGAUGAUGGGCGUGUUGACGAUAGCGUUACCCGUGCCCGUCAUUGUCUCGAAUUUCUCGAAUCUCUACUCUCAUUCACAGGCACGAUCAAAGUUGCCGAAGAAGCGGAGAAGAGUUUUACAGGCUCACGAGGUAAAACCGAAUCUCCUGAGCGUGAAGAGUGUUCCGGGGAAACCGCGAAAACGUUCAAACACCCCAGCCACCCCGCCAAUCGAUCAACGAAAAACGGGGAUCAAUGGAGGGGCCGAUGUGGGCAAAGGAGAAGAGAUGGCGAGAACACCGAGAAGUGCCAAGGGACAUUUACAUCAUUCAAAUCCACACUCGUCUGCGAAUCACCAGGAGGCGAAUAGGUUGAUCGAGAAU